AUGUGCUCAACUUCCAUUAAUCAGUAUCAACAAAGUGAUCUUCGUUUGGUGACACAGCCAUACAUAUAUAUCAAUUAUUGCAGUUUUUGCAAUGAGGAUAUCGAGGAGUUGCGUAACCUUUUCAAAAAAAAGAAGAAAAUGGUUAAUUUGGUAAAUAUUCUUGAACCAGUGAUUACCUUGGGUCUAGUUAAUUGUUUAAUUUCAGUAUUUAAAUGA
This is a messenger RNA of Brugia pahangi, 216 nucleotides long. The record is from the annotation of a GenBank genome assembly. Lineage: Eukaryota; Metazoa; Nematoda; Chromadorea; Rhabditida; Onchocercidae.